CUUGGUUUCCUGGCGACGCGGCCCUGCUGCAGGCGGCUUCCCGGAGCGCUGGGCCUCUUCUCCUGACGCGUGGGCUAGACCGUCAUGCCUUGGCUGCUCUCAGCUCCCAAGCUGGUUCCCGCCAUAGCCGGCGCUCGCGGCCUCUCAGCACGACCCUUGGACCCGCUUGUUUGAACCAAAAAUUGUACUUCAUUCCUGUGUUUUCUUUGCUCCCUGCAUCCAGUCAUAAGCCAGACUCGUUGACUUUUUACCUUCAAAAUAUAGAAUAAAGACAACUAACAAAUCGUCCCUGCUUUCGGAAGGUUUCUAAUAGACUGUCAAGCUAAUUAGCCAUUAUGUGCGGUACAGUAAGGAUUAAAAUAGAAACAAGCAUAGGCACAUUGAGGAGAAACAUGCACGUUAGGAGCAGUGCGUGCGGCGUCCAAGAGGUGGCUUCCUGCGCAAGUGAUGCUUGAGCUGAGAUUUUAGAGAUGUGACCACAGAAGCUGGCAAAGUCCAUUUUAGAGCAAGAAAAAACUAUUUUUGAAGACAGAUGCUGUUACGAUACAGAAUGACUGGUGUUCUUCAAGAGAUUGAGUGUGGCUGCAUUGUUGCUUAAGAUUUAUGCCAGACUAGAGAGCGGGGUCAAGAUCAUGAAUGGUUAACCUCAAGAGUUUGAAGCUUAUAGCAUUAAUGUGGAUAAUUUGAAAGUUAGGACAGAUCUUGAAGAAACUUCUGAAGAAUUUGAAGCAAAAGACUACAAUACAAGUGGUCUCUUUGGAAAUAGCUUACCACAAAGAGGAUGAAUUAAAAAAGAAAGACAAGAUUCAAGACAAGCAGAGCAGUUAGGAGCAUAGUGUAGCAAUUCAGCGAAUUGAGGAGGCCUAAACUAAGGAAAUGGUGUUGAGAAUGAAUUGGCCAUUUGAGAAGUGGGACUCGAUACACCGGCUUUGCUAGUAGUAAUAUGACCGUGGGCAAAAGAUCCUGUUCUCUUGAAUGUUGUGUGUCAUGUUCACAGCGGAGGUACUCCCUCCAGCCUGUCCCAGAGAGGAGGAUCCCAAACCGGUACUUGGGCCAGCCCAGCCCCUUGACACAUCCACACCUUCUCAGACCAGGGGAGGUGACGCCAGGACUAUCUCAGGUAGAAUAUGCACUCCGCAGGCACAAGCUGAUGUCUCUGAUCCACAAGGAGGUCCAAGGGCAGAGUGGGACAGACCAGACGGUGGUCGUGCUCUCCAGCCCCACAUACUACAUGAGCAACGACAUCCCCUAUACCUUCCACCAAGACAACAACUUCCUGUACUUGUGCGGAUUCCAAGAGCCUGACAGCAUUCUGGUCCUUCAGAGCCUCCCUGGCAAGCAGUUACCAUCACACAAAGCUGUGCUUUUCGUGCCUCGGAGAGACCCCAGUCGAGAACUUUGGGAUGGUCCGCGAUCCGGCCCUGAUGGAGCAGUAGCUCUGACCGGAGUGGAUGAAGCCUAUACGCUAGAAGAAUUUCAGCAUCUCGUGCCCAGACUGAAAGCGGAGAGCAGCACGCUGUGGUAUGACUGGAUGAAGCCUUCUCACGCACAGCUUCACUCUGACUACAUGCAGCGUCUGACUGAGGACAAAGCCAGGAGUAGGAACAAGGUUCGGGGUGUCCAGCAGCUGGUGCAUCGCCUCCGGUUGAUCAAAUCUCCCGCAGAAAUUGAGCGAAUGCAGAUUGCCGGGAAGCUGACAUCACAGGCUUUCAUAGAGACCAUGUUUGCCAGCAAAGCUCCCGUGGAGGAGGCCUUUCUUUAUGCGAAGUUUGAAUUUGAAUGCCGGGCUCGGGGCGCUGACAUCUUAGCCUACCCACCCGUGGUUGCUGGUGGUAACCGGUCCAAUACUUUGCACUAUGUGAAGAACAAUCAGCUCAUCAAGGAUGGGGAAAUGGUGCUUCUGGAUGGAGGCUGCGAGUCUUCCUGCUACGUGAGUGACAUCACCCGUACGUGGCCUGUCAAUGGCAGGUUCACCGCCCCGCAGGCAGAGCUCUAUGAAGCUGUUCUAGAGAUUCAGAAGAACUGUCUGGCCCUGUGCUCCCCUGGGACAAGCUUGGAGAACAUCUACAGCUUGAUGCUGACACUGACAGGACAGAAGCUUGAAGCAUUGGGAAUUGUGAGGAACUCUAAGGAAAAUAAUGCCUUCAAGGCUGCUCGAAAAUACUGCCCUCAUCAUGUUGGCCAUUACCUUGGGAUGGAUGUCCACGACACUCCAGACAUGCCCCGUUCCCUCCCUCUACAGCCGGGGAUGGUGAUCACGAUUGAACCAGGCAUUUAUAUUCCCGAGGAUGACAGAGAUGCACCAGAGAAGUUCCGGGGCCUUGGCGUCCGCAUCGAGGACGAUGUGGUGGUGACUCAGGACUCGCCCCUCGUGCUGUCUGCGGGCUGCCCCAAGGAGCUGAGCGACGUCGAGCACAUCUGCAGCAGGGCCUCUUGACCGCCGCGGCCCCACGUGCAUCUCGGGCUCAGAGGGGCACCCGGCCAUCCCUGCACGAGUGCCCCGAGGGGCUCCUGUGUGCCUGUCUAUACGCCUUCCUUCUGGAGUGCAGCUGAUGGCUGUGUGCAGUCACAUCUGUGGGUUUUUUAUUUCAAGUAGAGAGAAGUCCGGAAAAGAGAAUUUUUAAAUGCUAUGUGACUGCCUCUUUGAUAACAUGACUUCUCUGGAGUUCAGGACCUAAGCGAGUUUAAUUUAUAAACAUUAAAAAGGGUGUUGGUUACGUAUGCCCAUGCAUUCCAAUUACACAUUUAAACAGGGAGAAAAUUAUCUUAUUUUUUCAGAGUAUUUUUUGCACUUUGCUGAGAUCCUCCUGAUAACAUACAAUGUUUGUGUGAUGCCUGUAUUUAGAGCUAAUCACCAAAGUUCCUAUUAUGCUGAAGACCGCCUGCCUGUAAUCACGGGUGGCCAGUACUUCUCCUAACUCCUGCCUGCCUGUCCCAGACCCUGAAGGCCGCCUGCCUGUAAUCGCGGGUGGCCAGUACUUCUAACUCCUGCCUGCCUGUUCUCCCGGAGCCACACGAGCCUGCAGGGCACUGCUGUGUUUGUCUCACCAUUCAGCCGAGUCCCAAUUCCAACAACACUGGCUGCGGAGCGAGCUCUUCUUGCUGUUUGGCUGCCUGGGACCUAAAACGUGUUUAAAUUCUCGGUAAGGAAAUGAAGGAGUGGAAGAGUAGGUAUGUGACUACUGCAGAUCCAAACUUCCAGCACUUGUUCUCUUCAGUUAAAGAUGAAUCCUGGGGGGCCAUUCGUGAAGCCACCAAUGGAGACGUCUACAACACACAUCAGAGUGCUAGGCUCAGUUCCUGCUUCCUAGUACUGAAGACCCCAGGAGGCAGUGGCUGUGGCUCGGUAGUUGGGAUCCUGCCCGUCUUGUGGGAGACCUGGAUGGAGUUCCUGGUUCCUGGCUUCAGCCCAGCCCAGUCCCAGCUGUUGCAGGCAUUUGGGGAGUAAACUAGUGGAUAGAAAAAAUCUCUCUCUCUCUCUCUCUCUCUCUCUCUCUCUCUCUCCUUCUUCUCCUUCUUCUCCUUCUUCUCCUUCUUUCUGUCUCUCACAUAAUUUUUUUUUAAGAUGGUUCCUUUCCUAGACAUCCUCUAGGUUCUGAUCAGGCCACUCCCGGAGCGUCUGCACUGGCCUGAGGCAGAUGCUUGACUUGCCCUGUUAAGUCAGAGUCGUGGCACCCAGUUUUCAGAGAAGCACCCCUGUUGUCCACCUGUGAUUUCCUCUAGUUCUGAUUAAAAAAAGAGAGAGCGAGCGAUAUGGGAUCCACCCAGUACUUGUAGGCAUCCUCUAUUCCUUACCUGUCCUGAUGUCAGCACUGGAAGGUGAGUAGUAGAGAGCUGUACCCAUAACUGGAUACAGUUAUGGCGACCAGGCUUGUGUGGGGAGCAGGCUGGGGGGCUGCAGAUGGUUUACUCAGAGCAUCUCUGGGAGAGGGAAGCACUAACAGCCAGUGUGUUCACCUCCCUUAUAUGUAGAUAUGGGCCUAAGAUACGCAAAACCUGCGAACUGGUAGAGCAUGAAUUUAAAGUGGGUUUUUUUGGUUUUGUUUUUUUUCCAUAUUGAGGUUAGGCACAAGUUGAGGGAUUAACAGUUUCUGCAGUGUUAGAAGUUUGCUCGUUAUUUCAGGAAAACUUGCAGUAUAGGUCCAGAAGCAGACAGGAGACAAAGAUACUGUAACCAGUGUGGUAGAAAUCGCAUCCUGACAGUGCUCAUGCAGAUCUGCACAGCUUUGCUGCCCCUGGCUACGCGGCUGGGCUUCACCCCCCACAGCUGCCCUGACUCCCUCCAACUUCUCAGUCCUGUGCUGUCCCUAAAAGAAGAGGCGAGAAGGAAAUCCACAGCUCUGACUUCUCACUUCCCAGGCCUCUGUGCCCCCACAGCCCCCUCCUUGGCUUCUUUCCCUUCUUCAUUUCCAGUCCUGGGAAGAAGGACUUUCCCGUUCUUCCUGUAGGUCAUAUUCUGAGGCCUUCAGCCUUCCAGCUCAAAGCCUCCGUGGCUUUUAUGUAAAGCAGCGAACUUGGACAUGGUCCAGGUUGUGGUUAGGUUCCAGUCAAGUUCUUCUGCAGAUGUUACUGGUAGUGAGUGUGACUGGUGAUUUUUAGUUCCUGCUCACCUAGCUACGUUGUUCUUUGAAUCCCAGAUUAACCACAGCGGCUGAGCGUUUGAGUCAGGUGGCACAGUGAGCCUCCGUGGCUGUCUGAUACACUCAGGAUGUGUUGUGCUACAGAGAAGUAUACACGGCGCAGUGAUCUCCUUCAUUCAUUCAUGAACCGCGCCACAGCCGUGGCCCAGAUGUCAUUCAUUCAUCCAUGAGCCGCACCACAGCCCAGCCCGAGUGUCCCUCAUUCCUGGGCCGUACCGCAGCCGCGGCCCGAGUGUCCUCUGGCUCAGGAGUCUUCCUGGUACUUCACACGUACACCGGGUGUCCUACUGAAAGCCUGCAUCGUGAGAAAGCGUCUUCCAAAGUUACCACUGGGGUUUUUCUCGCUAGAUACGGAGCUGUGGCUGGAUCAUUAGCAACACCAUCUAAAUGGCAGAAGCUUAUCUGACUGGCCAGUGCCGCUCACCUCUGUGUGUUUCAGGAAUCGCUCUUUUCCCUCGUAAGCAGGUGACCAGGAUUGUGUUUCUUAUUUGAAGCACCACAGCAGAGAUGCUGGGGCAAGAGUUCUCUUUCGCUUGUUGUGGCCUCCAAGCGGAGAAGGAGCUCUGGUGACGACUUUAAAAUGCUUCCUGUGCAUCAUCUUUCAAAACACUGGGCUUUUUCCUCAAAACACUGGGCUUUUUCCUCAAAACACUGGGCUUUUUCCUCACUAAGUUGUGUUAGUUCAGAAAGGGAGAACCCUCACAUGAAGACAUCUCUUUCUGCAUUGAGAUUAAGAUCCACCAAAUAAAUCUCCAGAUAAAGACAUUCUAUAUCAUUAAAACAGAAAAAUUUGGCCUUGUUGCAUUGUUCAGAAUACUGGUAACCAACACCCUCAUCAGCGUUGUUAAUGAUACAAAGGCUGCAGGUGUGAGCCUGGCUGCCACCUCUCCCCUCCUGGGCUUGUCAAGAUCAGGAGCAAAACGCAGUGCACUCCUCCUCCAGCGCAGGGGGACCCUGCGUCCUCUAACAGUGUUCCUACCAGCUGCGGCCAGAAAGACUUGCGACUUGAGUUAGCUCUUAUCUGCCAACCUCAGCUAGUGUGGUAGGUGGUAAUGCUACGUGUGUGUGUGUGUGAGAGAGAGAGAGAGAGAGCGAGAGAGGGAGAGAGGGUAAAGGGCCACAGAUGGUGGCACACAAAGGACCCAGCUUGGAACAGAUUUUUAAGGUGUGCUUCAUUUUUUUGUAGUUUUAGUUUCCUAAAAUACAAUUUAAAGUAGACAGUGUAUGUUUCGAAGCUGGGCAAAUAUUUUUUAAACUGAAGUGUUUUUAAUGUUUCUAGAGUAAUGAGCAGACGAGUGCAUCAUUAAACCCUGACACAGCAGCAUUCCGUGGUCACAAACCACAGUGUUCUGGUUGCUGUGGUCUCUGCAUGUGUGGCACCAAGAACGUGGGUGAGCAUCAGCACUGUCUGCGUCAGGUGACCUGGAAUCAAGGACUCGGGGUGUGUUCCAUGAGGCUCUGAGCAAGCUUCCAUCUUUGCUGGCAUUUCUUACUGCUUUGUGUGACUUUUGUGCAAUUAUAUACAAGUUCAGUUUGGACAAAACGCUGUUACUUUUUAAAGCCUUAUUCGCGGAAAAUAGAUGUAUCAUUCCCCAGCAAGGGAAAACCAUUUGUUACUGUCAUUUUAAAAAUAAACUUACAAAAUAAUAUGGAA
Molecule: messenger RNA, 6294 nt
Organism: Oryctolagus cuniculus (rabbit)
Lineage: Eukaryota; Metazoa; Chordata; Mammalia; Lagomorpha; Leporidae
Source: RefSeq, a predicted model, not a curated record